CGCGCUUAAAACUAGUCUGCUGGAAUCAAAAUUGUAUUUUACCGAUGGAAACAAACGAUUUGAGUUGUAGUGUAUCGUUUGAAGUACCAAUACGAGACGAGGCCCAGUCUCCUAGGACUUUACGUCUGCUUUCAUCUCCGAAUUAUGUUCGGAAUGAUUCUGACCUAAAUGAAAGGCUAGAGAAAGCUCGGGAAAGACGAUCUAACGUUCUAGCUGAAACUAUAAAUCGAAAUGAGCAACAUAUUCAUCUAGCUAAGUCCAAAUGUGAACAAGAAAAAGAGAAGCUCGUAAAUCGGUCAAAUGUAUUAAUGGAGAACCUCACGGAGGAUUUAGCACAGAAGUCUUCUAGGCGGCAACAAAUUAUCGAAAAGAUAGUUAAUAGCAACAAGAAAGAAGUUGAGAAAGCAAAACAACUUGCGGAUGCCCGUGCUUCCUCACAAAGUAUCUUGCUUCGUCAAAUCAACGACGAUAUGUCCAAUAAGGAAAACAACAGACGUUCUCACCUACAAAAUAUAGUUCAUCAGUGCCAGCUGGAGAUAGAGAAAGUCGAAUCUGUGCGAUCUCGCCGGUCGAUUAACGACAACAGCAUGGAAUAAAAUGUUCAGAAAUACCGACUCGCUCCCACAUCCCAUUCCUUUGAAAAAAUAUUCUGUAUUCCUUAAACCCCAAUUAAUAAACGUAGAGUGAUAUCAUAA
Schistosoma spindalis is the source of this 695-nucleotide messenger RNA. The record is from the annotation of a GenBank genome assembly. NCBI's taxonomy places the organism in Eukaryota, Metazoa, Platyhelminthes, Trematoda, Strigeidida, Schistosomatidae.